Messenger RNA from Colletotrichum truncatum, 2685 nucleotides. Its product is annotated as transcriptional corepressor cyc8. The record is from RefSeq and is a predicted model, not a curated record. NCBI's taxonomy places the organism in Eukaryota, Fungi, Ascomycota, Sordariomycetes, Glomerellales, Glomerellaceae. Gene Ontology annotation, molecular function: RNA polymerase II cis-regulatory region sequence-specific DNA binding; chromatin DNA binding; protein binding. Gene Ontology annotation, cellular component: transcription repressor complex. Gene Ontology annotation, biological process: negative regulation of transcription by RNA polymerase II.
AUGGCCAAUCAUCACCCAUCGCCGACAAUGGCCAUGCAGCAGCAACAGCAGCAGCAUGGCCCUCCCGGCCCUCCUCCGCCACCGGGCCUGCAGCAGGGCCAGAACUAUGCGCCGUCGCGCCAGAUCCUUCUGAUGAACGAGGCCGUUUGGAUGCAAAUUGGCAGCUUCGCUGAGCUUCUCGGCAACCUCGACGAGGCCAUGAAGGCUUACGACCGGGCGUUACAAGCAAACCCCCAGUCUGUGGCCGCCAUGAAUGCCAUCAGCUUGAUCCUGCGCACACGCGAGGAAUUUCACAAGGCCGUCGACUACCUGCAAGCGAUUCUCAAGAUUGAUAACACCAAUGGCGAGGCUUGGGGUAGCCUUGGCCACUGCUACUUGAUGAUGGACGACUUGCAGCAGGCCUACGCUGCUUACCAGUCUGCUUUGGUUAACUUGAGAAGCCCCAGGGAGCCCAAGCUUUGGUAUGGUAUUGGUAUCCUCUACGACCGUUACGGCUCCCUCGAGCAUGCCGAAGAGGCGUUUUCCCAGGUUAUGCAAAUGCAGCCCGACUUUGAGAAGGCCAACGAAAUCUACUUUCGCCUCGGAAUCAUAUACAAACAGCAACAAAAGUAUGGUCAGAGUCUGGAAUGCUUCAAGUAUAUCGUCAACUCUCCGCCUCCUCCUCUGACCGAGGAAGACAUCUGGUUCCAGAUUGGCCAUGUUCAUGAGCAGCAAAAAGACUAUGACAGCGCCAAGGCUGCUUACCAGCGCGUCCUUGAGCGUGAUCCCAGUCACGCCAAGGUCUUGCAGCAGUUGGGAUGGCUUCACCACCAGCAGAGCAGCAGCUUCCAGAGCCAAGAGCGAGCUAUUGAGUUCUUGGAGAAGUCUGUCGCCGCUGACCAGGGCGACGCGCAAAGCUGGUACCUUCUCGGCCGAUGCUACAUGUCCCAACAAAAGUACCCCAAGGCCUACGAGGCGUACCAACAGGCCGUCUACCGCGAUGGACGUAAUCCCACCUUCUGGUGCUCGAUCGGUGUGUUAUACUACCAGAUCAACCAGUACCGCGACGCACUUGAUGCGUACUCUCGCGCUAUUCGGCUGAACCCCUUCAUCUCCGAGGUGUGGUAUGACCUGGGCACGCUGUACGAAUCUUGUAACAACCAGAUCAGCGAUGCUCUCGACGCGUACCAGCGUGCCGCAGAGCUGGACCCCCAGAACCCUCAUAUCAAGGCCCGCCUGCAACUGCUCAGAAACGGCGGUGCCAAUGGUGGUCAGCCCCCCAGCGCACCUCAGCCCGCGGACGUUCAUCCUCAGGCCUACCAAGUCGGUCCCCCGGCUCCUCAAUGGGGAAGUUCUGCUCCCAGCCAAGGACAGCAGCAAGGCCAGCAGCCUCCACCACCUCCUGGUCCUAACGGCCCGGGUCCCAACGGCUGGGGCAGGCUCGCGGAUAUCAACCCCCCUCCGCAGCCCCCUAACCCGUACGAGCAACGUGGUGAGCCCUUCCGUGGCCCGGCACCCCCUAUGCCGCGACAGCCCAGCCCGAGACAGGAGCAGCAGCAGCAGCAGCAGCAGCAUGGUGGCCGCCCACCCUACCCCGAGUCGGUUCGCAGAGGACCGACCCCUCCUCCGGCGCACUACCAAUCGGGACCGCCGCAACCCUCUCAGCAGACUCACCAAGCGCCGCCGACUUCGGCGCCUCGUAUUCCCAACCCCAACUACUCGCAGCCGUCCUCAGCCCAGAUGCCUCCCAUCCAAGCGGGACCUAACGGCGGGCCUCCCAACCAGCCACCUCAGUUCCGCGGAACGAACAGCCCCCGACCUGGCGAGAGGCCCAUGCAUGACAACCGCAUGCCGUCCCCCAAGUCUGCGUACCCUCAACAUCAGCCUCCGCCACCUCCCCCUUACGGUCACCACCCUGACGGCCCCACUCCCGGUCCCAUGGAGGCCGGUGCGCCGCCUCCACCUCCUCCGGGUAGCAUCGGUGCGGACAGUACAGCGCGCAGCGAGCAUGACCGCCCCCCAUCCGUGGGUCCUAAGCGCAUGCGCGAGUGGGAAGAGGAAUCUUCUCACAAGCGGCCAGCCAAUGACGAGAACCGCGCCAGGCUCGACGAUGUGCGACCGAGGCGUCCGUCGACUCCUCCCGGCUCUCGGGAGCCGUAUCGCCGGAACUCGUCUGAGGCUCGUCGUUUUGACGACCAGCGCCGUGCGGAGGAUCAGCGCCGCGCAGAUGACCAGAGAAGGGCGGACGACAUCCGCAGGGGUGAGGAGCAGCGCCAUGCCAAUGACGGGUACCACCCUUCAGAGGCGGCUCACCACCAGCCAAGCCACCCGAUGCCGCCAAACCACCUCCCUCCUAUGCAGUCGGCUGCGGCGCCGAUGCAGAACAUCCUCCAUGAUGGCGCCCAGAACGGACCCGGACCUGCUCCGGGGCCUGCCCCUGGUGUUAAGGAGUAUCCGGCAGAGGAGAGAGCGCCCAUUGAGCAUGCGCCGGCGGCUCGCCCACCGCAGCCCAGCGAGCCUGAGCGUGCGGCCCGCAAGAUGGAUGUUGACGAAGACUACGAUGACAGCGGAGAGGACGAGAAGAAGGGCGCAGUCGCCGCGACCAACGGCUCAGGCCCUGCUCCCACAUCAGGAGAGACUAAGACGCCGACGAGCGCAAGCAUCAACGGUAUUAUGGGCCCAACCCCCAAGGUUGAGUCGACUUAA